Strongylus vulgaris is the source of this 459-nucleotide messenger RNA. The record is from the annotation of a GenBank genome assembly. NCBI's taxonomy places the organism in Eukaryota, Metazoa, Nematoda, Chromadorea, Rhabditida, Strongylidae.
AUGACAACCUACGUCGGGUAUGCUGCUCAAUGUUCGCCAGCAGUUCGCAAGCAGAUCAUUCCGCUAGAAAUCCGUUUAGAAAUUGCGGAACGAAUGAUCGCCUAUGCGUCACUGGCCGAUGUACUGCGAUGGCGCGGUGUAUCGCGACGUUUUCGUGCAGCAGCUAUGCGUCGUCUUGCGCGAUACACGACGAUUCAUGUUCGAGUCUAUGACGGCUUAUCUACUUUAUAUGAAAAGGCAUCUUCAAUUGCAAACAUUGGUGAUUGGCAUCCAGCUGGUUGCUUGCUGCUGAGCGAAAUGGGACCACAUGAACUUGGAAUCGCACUAGAUUCACGACCAAAAUGGAAGGAUGUGAAAAUACUGGUGGCUCUGCUCAAUGUGUUCCGAGAAAAUGCGAUUCAAAUUCAGAUGGACAGUCCAAUAGUAGAGCUUCUUGUGAAGGAGGUGAGGAAAAAGUAA